Myzus persicae (green peach aphid) is the source of this 1124-nucleotide messenger RNA. RefSeq names its product oocyte zinc finger protein XlCOF19-like. NCBI's taxonomy places the organism in Eukaryota, Metazoa, Arthropoda, Insecta, Hemiptera, Aphididae. The record is from RefSeq and is a predicted model, not a curated record. The coding region runs from base 203 to 994 and encodes 263 amino acids. The transcript has a single exon.
ACUUUAAUACAGUAACAACUGGCUUAAAAUGUUUGUAAAGUCUAUAAAUUCUAAUCGAUUACAUAGUAACUGAAUAAUUGUUUGUAAAGUUUUUUGUUUUAUAUAUUUUGUAUUAAAAUCAUAAGUCUUUAAUUUAAAAUAAUCCAUUAAAAUACUCAUUAAGACAGAAACGUUUUAGUGAUUUGCACUUAAAAACUCAAAAAUGAAUGAUCAAACUGGUUGUCCAGGUAAAAUACAGUACUCGUGUGACGUCUCAGAUAAAUUCUUUAUUUAUAGUCUGACCACACAUAAGCGGAUACGCACAGAGAAGAAACCCUACCCGUGUGAUGCGUGCGAUAAAUCGUCCAAUCAAAAAGAGCAUUUGGCAGUUCAUCAAUGCACGCACACUGAUGAGAAACCGUACGAGUGUGACGUAUGCGAAAAGUCGUUCAAUGAAAAAGGCCGUUUGACGAUUCGACGAAAGCUCAGUGGCGAUAAACCUUACGAGUGCGAUGUAUGCGACAAAUCGUUUGCUCAAAGCGGCACAUUGACGGUCCAUCGACGCACACACACCGGUGAGAAACCGUACGCGUGCGAUAUGUGCGACAAGUCGUUUUCUCACUGUGGUGAUUUGACUAAGCACCGACGGAUGCAUACAGGCCAGAAACCGUACGCGUGCGAUGUAUGCGACAUGUCGUUCCGCCAGAGUAGCAAUUUGACGGUUCAUCGACGGACCCACACGGGUGAAAAACCGUACGCAUGCGAUGUAUGCGACAUGUCGUUCGGCCACAGGGCAGAUUUGACGAAACACCAUCGGACACACACGGGCGAGAAACCGUAUGCGUGCGACGUGUGUGACAUGUCGUUUGGUCAAAGUUGGAAUUUGAAGAUUCAUCGACGGGCGCACACUGGUGAGAAACUGUUCGAGUGCAAUGUAUGCAAAAAGUCUUUCAGCCGAAGUGGUAAUUUGAAAGUACAUAUGCGGACGCACAGUCAUUGGAAUUUAGAUCUUUGAUAGCCGAUAGUCUAGAUUAAAAUAGAAUAAAUCAUUUUUUUUUAUGAUUGUAGCACUAUUGAAGUGUUUUUGUUGUCACGUAAUUGUUUCUAAAUUCUAAAUCGCUAAUUUUUCACGUGUAAAUAAAUAC